UAGCAAACAAUUUCAAAGUAGCAGCAUAGUGUUUGGUACUUUUAGGUUAGAAUAGCUGUUUUCAUAAUUAAAAUAUUUUGCUUUGAUACGACAAUGUCGCGCGAUCGUCACGAGACGUUCGCACAUUACACACUAGCUGAUGAUCGAACGUAACUUCACCGGAUGGAGUUACUCGUCGCACAUGCAGAGGAGACUAUCGUGGAGUGACAGAUUGUCGAAGAACAAUAUUUAUAACCUCUUUAUUAAAACGAUUCUAAUUAAAAUUAAAUCAUUGGUGAUCUCUUAUUUCAACGGUGUACGUGGAUUUGCCGAGAGAAAUGACCUCAAACGAAGUAGCCGUGUCGCUCGGUGUUGCCCGGGAAGACAUCAACUGGCGGAAAGAUUUGAUUUCGCAAUUACGCGAGAGAAACAGAUCGCAAACCAAUUGUUUUGCAGAUCUCAUUAGCCUACACAAUAGAUUAUUUGAAAAUGCAAAUACAUUGCGAAAUUCAAAUAUGCAAUUGACAAUUGCAAAUGAGACUCUUCGUCGCGAAGCAGCCAAUGGUGGUAUUGGCAUGGGUGGAAAUCCCGAUCUCGAAGCUAGACUCUUAAAGCAAGCGGAAGAAUUGGCAAUGCUGCAUAAAAGGAAAGGAGAACAUACGCAACAAAUAGUAGAUCUCAAUAAUAAAUUGCAGGAAAUGACAAAAGAACUUCAUGGAAAGGAAGUUAGUCUUGCAGAAAGUUCGGAAGCUAAUACUAACUUACGUUUAGAAAUAACUAAAUGUCUUGCUAGAGAGAAAGAUUUAGAAGGCAUUAAUCAGAUGCUCAAAGAUGAACACCAAGCCUUGCAACUUGCUUUUGCAUCUUUAGAAGAAAAGCUUAGAAAAACACAGGAAGAAAAUCGACAGCUGAUCGAGCGUUUAAUAAAAUAUAAAGCCAGAGAUGCGGAAAAGAUGAAUGAAGAAAAUGAUAACUUUUUAAGUUUUACGAGCCCAACAACCUUUUUGAUGCAUACCUUAUCAAAAUUUGGGAAGAGACAAGCAAAGAUGCAAAAGGAAUUGGAAGAUGCAGCCCGAGAUACGCGACCUGUUAGUCCGGAUCGUUUAAGCUUAAAAGAAGUUGCUGGUCUUCCGACAGCAGUGCCAACGAAAGUAUCCGUAACGUUUAGUGCCCAUGAGGGGGAAGUAUUCGCUGUUAAAUGGUCGCCUACUGAUAGAAUAUUGGCUACUGGAGGUACUGACAGGAAGGUGAAGCUUUGGAGCAUUAAUAAAGAUACAUCGGAAAACAAGGGUAUCCUCGUUGGCAGUAAUGCCGGUGUGAUGUCGGUGGACUUUGAUUCAACAGGCACUCUUAUUCUUGGAGCAUCCAACGAUUAUGCGAGCCGCGUUUGGACCGUCAGUGAUCUUCGCCUAAAGCAUACACUCACGGGCCACUGUGCAAAGGUGAUGGCAGCAAAGUUUCUUGGCGAACCAUCGAAAGUAGUUACAGGAAGUUAUGAUCGGACUUUAAAAAUCUGGGAUCUGCGCAGCAAAGCAUGUAUAGAAACGAAAUUCGCCGGUUCGAGUUGUAAUGAUCUCGUAACUUCCGACGGAGCUGGUUCCACGAUAAUCAGUGGUCAUUUUGAUCAAAGGAUCAGGUUUUGGGAUACUAGAGCCGAAUCCAGCUCAAAUGACAUUCUAUUAGAAGGAAAAGUUACAUCUUUAGAUUUAUCCCGUGACGCAAAUUACCUUUUGAGCUGCGUAAGGGAUGACACGGUGAAACUGAUUGAUUUACGAAUGAAGAAGAUUGUCGGAUCGUUCAGCGCUGACGGUUUUAAAGUGGGAUUCGAUUGGACAAGAGCUGUUUUCAGUCCUGACGGACAGUACAUAGCGGUUGGUUCUGCUGACGGUUCCGUUUUCAUCUGGUCUAUAGUGACGAAUGCGAUCGAAACAAUACUGAAAGAGCAUACGUAAUUUGUCCACUGGCUCUCAGAGCACGGAAAGCGAAAACGCGAAAAAUCCGUGAAAAGAGAAAGAAGCGCGAUGCAGCGAGAAAGUGGCAUAGACAGCAACAUAUCUUGUCCGCGUGCUUUCAGCGCCCUUUCACCUAUACGAAUCACGUUGAUGGACACGUUAAUCGGCGGUAUCUCACGGAGAAUGCAGUAUAAGGAUCGCUCCUACUAUUGA
Messenger RNA from Atta colombica, 2144 nucleotides. RefSeq names its product autophagy-related protein 16-1 (gene Atg16). Lineage: Eukaryota; Metazoa; Arthropoda; Insecta; Hymenoptera; Formicidae. Gene Ontology annotation, molecular function: protein binding. Gene Ontology annotation, biological process: autophagosome assembly. The transcript has 13 exons. Gene Ontology annotation, cellular component: autophagosome membrane. The record is from RefSeq and is a predicted model, not a curated record.